UAAAACUCAUGGAUAUUCCUAGGACCACCGAUGACAUCCGUGAAACCCAUCAAAGAGAAGCCAGCAGGCAAGUCUCUUUUCUCAACAUCUGCCGCCGGAGCUUCCCUCUUAAUUGCAUUGCAAGCUGGGUCUCGAGGGCUGACGUUUAUCGUCAACCAAGUACUUCUCCGGUAUCUCUCACCCGAGCUGCUUGCCGUGUCAACACAACUUGAAGUUUACUCCAUCACCGUACUGUUCUUCUCCAGAGAGAGUCUACGCGUCGCAAUACAGCGUCAGGCGGACGUAACUGAUGAUGAUUCCAAGGCCAAACAAGAUGGGAAUCUCUCCAGAAAGGACAUAUAUUUGGACAGCAGAACGACUGCUGGCAAAAGUCAAGCAAUUGUGAAUUUGUCAUAUAUCUCUAUUCUCCUUGGACUGGUAUCUACUGUGAUAUUUGGUUGGAUCUAUGCUAAUGCCAGGCAAACUGGCGUGGUUGAAACACCAUAUUUUGGACAAUCUUUGAGACUCUACGGUGUGGCAGCGAUUCUAGAAUUGUUGGCUGAGCCAUGCUUCGUAGUGGUUCAGCAGAAAUCAGCUUUCAAAAUUCGAGCUAUUGCCGAGUCGAUUGCAACUGUACUAAGAUGCGUUGUCACUUGUGCUGUUGCAGUUUGGGCUGCGCAUCAUCAAAGGGAUUUGGGAGUAGUGCCGUUUGCAAUUGGUCAGGGAGUAUAUGCUAUUUCGAUACUACUGGCAUAUUUCUUGGCUGUGUGGAACAUUGCGUCGCGAGGAGGGUUUUCGUUGAGGCUCAAGCCUAUCUACAGGUACUCUAGCUAUGAUGGUAUAAUUAAUUCAUGAUGCUAACUAAUGGUAGCAAAAAUAAGCAAUAUAUCUACUCUUACUUUUCCAAACCACUAUUGUCUUUAGGAGGGAGUUUGAUGAUACAGUCAAUGGUGAAACAUGUCUUGACGCAAGGCGAUACGUUUCUUAUAGCGUCCAUGGCCACUCAAACAGCCCAAGGCAUCUAUGCACUAGCCAGCAAUUAUGGAGGCCUCGUUGCUCGUCUAGUCUUACAGCCAAUCGAGGAAAUGUCCAGAAACUACUUUGGCAAGCUUCUUUCUGUCGUCGAUGGCAAGACAACCAAGCAAGCCACCAAGAAAGCUAGUGUAGAUCUGCAAAGGCUACUACGAAUAUAUCUUAUCCUGUCAGUUGCCGUGGUUUCCGUGGGUCCCGUCAUCGCUCCUCUACUUUUGAACUUCAUUGCUGGCCCACGAUGGCAGUCGUCUGGAGCUGGCAAUGUCCUUGCAGUGUAUUGUUACUAUAUACCACUACUUGCGCUGAACGGAGUGUGCGAAGCAUUUGUAGCCGUUGUUGCUACUGAAGCUGAAGUCUACGGGCAAUCUUUAUGGAUGGCUGCUUUUUCUGCCGGCUUUGGCGGUGCUGCUUAUCUGUUCUUAGGAGUCUUAGGUCUUGGAGCCGAGGGCCUUGUACUUGCAAAUAUGGCUAACAUGCUCCUACGAAUCACAUGGUGUGGUCAUUUUAUUUUGGCGUACUGCGGAAGCCAUGGUGCUGAGUUCAAGGUUAUGGGUUUGUUACCACGGCCUAGCACGAUAUCGCUUGGGGUUGUUACAUAUGCCGCACUUGCUCAGAUGAGAACGUCAUUCACAGGUGCUUUAGUGGAUAUAAUCAAAUGUGGUUUAGUGGCAAUGAUUUUUGUGAUUCUCCUGUAAGUUCUCAGCUGCGGUGCCGAUCUACAGACUACUAACCGUUACGCCACAACAGAGCCACGAGUGAGAAGGAACAUCUUCUCGAAUGUUACCGUACGAUUAAAGGUUGAAUCUAUACUCUUCAAGCGAACAAUUAUCCUAGCUUGUUGCAUCUUAAUCAAAUGUUAUUUUCGUUGCUUUUUUGGUGGUGUCAACAUUCUUGAAAAAUGCACCGUACGCGUCGUGAGCCU
Sclerotinia trifoliorum is the source of this 1933-nucleotide messenger RNA. Lineage: Eukaryota; Fungi; Ascomycota; Leotiomycetes; Helotiales; Sclerotiniaceae. The record is from the annotation of a GenBank genome assembly.